UAUUUUCAUUUUCACGUACAUACAUGGGUGCCCAAGUCUAAAGGAUUCCCUCACCCCGUCAAAAACACAAAAACCACUAUCACUUCGCUUCACAAAACAUUGCUAUCAUCCGCGAAGAAGAAAAAGACGCCACUACUCUAGUCUCUAGUCUAGUCAAACAAAACCACACCCCCAUCGUCUCUCUCCUUCUCUCUCUCUCUCUCUCUCUAUAGUACUUGUAUUAUUAUUGAGAGAGGACAGAGAGAGAGAGAGAGAACAAACAAGUACUAUAGAGAAAGAGAGAGAGAGAGAGAGAGAGGAGAUGGGGAGGGGGAGAGUGCAGUUGAAGAGGAUAGAGAACAAGAUCAACCGCCAAGUGACGUUCUCCAAGCGCCGCUCCGGGCUGCUCAAGAAAGCGCAGGAGAUCUCCGUCCUCUGCGAUGCCGAGGUGGCGCUCAUCGUCUUCUCCACCAAAGGGAAGCUCUUCGAGUACGCCUCCGAUUCCUGCAUGGAAAGGAUUCUUGAACGAUAUGAGAGAUACUCGUAUGCAGAAAGGCAGCUUAUUCCCGCUGAUCUCCAAACUCAGGGAAGCUGGACUCUAGAACAUGCAAAGCUCAAGGCCAGGCUGGAGGUUCUUCAAAGAAACCAAAGGCAUUAUAUGGGAGAGGACCUCGAUAACUUGAGUCUGAGAGAGCUUCAGAAUUUGGAGCACCAACUUGACACUGCUCUCAAACAUAUAAGGUCAAAAAAGAACCAACUUAUGCAUGAAUCCAUCUCUGAGCUUCACAAAAAGGAUAAGGCAUUGCAGGAGCAAAAUAACUUGCUUGCAAAGAAGAUUAAGGAAAGGGAGAAGGCACAGGCCCAAGAGGCUCAAUUGGAGCAGCAGAACAAUGACCUAAUGAUUUCUUCUCUUGGUGCUAUGCCACAGCUGCUGCACCCUUUCAACAAUAUUGGUGGAGCUAAUUACCAGGAAGACGGAGGCAUUGGAGUGGUCGAAGGAGCUCCGAUCCAAAAUCAAAACACUCAAAUGAUGCCACCCUGGAUGUUUCGGCACACAAACGGUUAGAACAAGGCACCGUAUCCUCCAGCUGCUGUGUACGUAGCUUCGAUGUCCUUAUAGCAUGUAUACGGGCCAAUAUAUCCAGUUUGAUGUCUCAUGCAGAAAUAUAGCUGCAUGGAGCUAUCCCUAAUUGUCUGGUUUGGAAUUUUUAAAGGGACAAGAAAUUGCCAAUGUUUUUAAGCGUUACUACUCAUAGCCUGCUUGUAUCGAUUCAGAAACACACAAAGGUGUGGAGGGAAUUUGGACACUGAAGCCAAAACUCAAGUAUUGAAUGGUACUUAUGUACAUAAAUAUAUAUAUAGCCUUUGAGUGUUGUAA
Molecule: messenger RNA, 1357 nt
Organism: Rhododendron vialii
Lineage: Eukaryota; Viridiplantae; Streptophyta; Magnoliopsida; Ericales; Ericaceae
Product: truncated transcription factor CAULIFLOWER A-like
Exons: 8
Coding region: 302-1045 (247 amino acids)
Biological process (GO): positive regulation of transcription by RNA polymerase II
Cellular component (GO): nucleus
Molecular function (GO): DNA-binding transcription factor activity, RNA polymerase II-specific; protein dimerization activity; RNA polymerase II cis-regulatory region sequence-specific DNA binding
Source: RefSeq, a predicted model, not a curated record